ACUACAUCAUGUCUGGACGUGGUAAAGGCGGCAAAGUCAAGGGGAAGGUCAAGUCUCGUUCUAACCGUGCCGGACUGCAAUUCCCCGUGGGACGUAUACAUAGACUGUUGCGUAAUGGAAAUUACGCGGAACGCGUUGGCGCCACCUGUUUAUCUAGCCGCCGUUAUGGGUACCUAGCCGCUGAAGUUCUAGAGUUGGCAGGAAACGCCGCUAGGGACAACAAGAAAACCAGAAUCAUACCUAGACAUCUUCAAUUGGCGAUAAGAAACGACGAGGAGUUAAACAAACUUCUCUCCGGUGUGACCAUCGCACAGGGCGGCGUGUUGCCGAACAUUCAAGCGGUGCUGUUGCCCAAAAAGACCGAGAAGAAGGCUUAAUUAAUUAGUUAGUAAUUAAUUAUACCUUUAUAAAAUACCUAAAACUGUAACACCGACGCUGCGUGGGCACGCGUUGCACGUCGCAAACCAUGAGCGAGCGAGUGAGCGC
Molecule: messenger RNA, 486 nt
Organism: Manduca sexta (tobacco hornworm)
Lineage: Eukaryota; Metazoa; Arthropoda; Insecta; Lepidoptera; Sphingidae
Product: histone H2A-like
Exons: 1
Coding region: 9-377 (122 amino acids)
Cellular component (GO): nucleosome
Molecular function (GO): structural constituent of chromatin; DNA binding; protein heterodimerization activity
Source: RefSeq, a predicted model, not a curated record